AUGUUCCGUAAAUCUCUAUUCUACGACGACCUAUCUACGAAUAUGAUCCCACCAGCUCUCCUGUUUUCGAUGUUUGCAGUUUCUUCCAGAUUCGCCGGCACAAGCUGUUACGCUGGCUCAGGCUCUUCUACUCAACCGCAGGAUUACUUCGAUGCUGCUUAUAAAGGAUUCCGUCAGGAAAUGGAUCGGAAUCGACCAGUGGAGUUGAAUGACGUCAAAGCCGCAUGUCUCCUCGCAUUAUAUGACUACACAUCAGCGCCCAGCCGUCGGGCAUGGCUGCUUGUUCGAGAUGCCAUGAGUCUCGCUCUGGCUGCCCGGCUACACGAGAUCGACAGCCUAGACUCCUCACUAGAAUUCUCCGAUUCUGAAAAGGAAGAGCGACGAUUUGUGUGGUGGACAGUUUGGAAGUUAGACUGCACCGUCAACGUCUCAACGGUGACACCUUUCGGGAUCGAUUGUCGCAUGGUAGGAACUGCCUUGGUGUCGACGACUGUUCAAAACUUCACAGCCAACGCCUUGGGGCCAAUCGUACCGGUGAUUCCAGAAAUGGACCCAGUCAAGUCUUGGAGUUCGAUUUUGGCGCCCAAUUUACAGGAUACCGGAGAUGGGUUCAACACCCACUUAUAUGCGGUAUCCUUGUUACGCGCAGUCUCCGAAUGCCAACAGCGCCUCAGUGCGAAGCUUUGCCCCGAAGAGAUUUCCCGGGCAGAUACCCUCAAUCGCAUACUAUCCUCCCUCCAUCUCAUUUUACCGGACUAUUUCUUCAGUCCAACUAAGCGCCUUAUGGAGCAGGAACACGCACACAGAUUACGACUUGAGACUAAUAUCAUGCUGAACACGUUCGUCUAUUUCUCUCUUUACUUACUUCAUUUGCUGACCUGUCAAACCACUAGUGCGCGCCUUAUUUUACAUGAACCUACCAAGCAGAUUGUGACAGGGAUGGAUAUUCCGUCAGAUUCAACAUCGACCUCUCUGAAAAGCUGGAAAGAUAGCAUUGGAUUCGCACGAAAAAUCGCUUCCCUCUUUGACCAUUGGCAAUUCAGCUAUUCUGCGUACGCUGACCCGGUUAUCAGCUGUGCCCUAUGGCAUGCUUACUGCGGACUGAGACUCUACGGUAUGUCCGGACUGGAUGAAUCCGUUUCCAGUUUAAGCUCCCCGGCAGGGAUCAGUCUUGAGAAGUUAAGACUAUCUCUGGAGAGCUUUACGCCAUGGUGGCCAAUUGCACGAGUGCUCAGAGGUAUGCAGAAAUCUGCACAAAAUGAUGUUUCUAUCAAUUCCGAAAACUCAGGCUAA
This is a messenger RNA of Penicillium griseofulvum, 1293 nucleotides long. RefSeq names its product transcription factor domain-containing protein. NCBI's taxonomy places the organism in Eukaryota, Fungi, Ascomycota, Eurotiomycetes, Eurotiales, Aspergillaceae. Gene Ontology annotation, biological process: DNA-templated transcription. Bases 1 to 1293 code for a protein of 430 amino acids. The transcript has a single exon. Gene Ontology annotation, cellular component: nucleus. Gene Ontology annotation, molecular function: DNA binding; zinc ion binding. The record is from RefSeq and is a predicted model, not a curated record.